Molecule: messenger RNA, 3095 nt
Organism: Lacerta agilis (Sand lizard)
Lineage: Eukaryota; Metazoa; Chordata; Lepidosauria; Squamata; Lacertidae
Gene: FUT8
Product: fucosyltransferase 8
Exons: 10
Coding region: 635-2365 (576 amino acids)
Biological process (GO): protein N-linked glycosylation
Cellular component (GO): Golgi cisterna membrane
Molecular function (GO): protein binding; glycoprotein 6-alpha-L-fucosyltransferase activity
Source: RefSeq, a predicted model, not a curated record
UUUCCCUUUGAGGCGUCGAGGGCCAAUGCCUCGCGCUCCUCCUCCCCAGUCCGCGCGCGCCCUCGUUGCUCGUAGUUCCUUAGCUCGGAUUACUUCUUCCCCUCCCUCCCUCCCUGCCUUCGGUGCGCGCGUGAGGGGAGCGCGUUUGCGCGCGCCGUUUCUACCCCUCGCGCCCCCUCCCCCCUGCGCUCUGUCAGUGUCUCGCGCUCCUCCAGUCUGUUGGAGGCUCCGUUAAACGGCGGUGGGUUCCUGUUUCCGUCUUUUCAUCACUCCCUUCCCCCCGCCGCCACUCCGUUUCCACCGCCGUCUCCCUCCGCCUCUUCUUCACAGCCGGCUACCUCAGGAGCGCCGGCGUUGAGGAGCAGAGGUGACCAGGAACCCAGCCUGCGGGCGGGCGGCCGGGCAACACGGGCACCGAGUCGGACUAUAAAACCAAAACAUCUGUGACAUUAGAACUUGGAUUGCGCAUCUUCAGUGAUAAUUGUUUUAAAGUUUUACUGUUGGAGAAAUGCUGUGAGAAGCACAAUGUGGUGAAUCAAAGACACAGAAACCUUGGAAUCUUUGUACUGAUUGAGGAGUUACAAUGUUUGCUUUGUGAACAAAAACUAUUUGGUAGUGGAUAGAACUUCUGAAAAUGCGGCCAUGGACUGGCUCCUGGCGUUGGAUUAUGCUCAUCCUUUUUGCUUGGGGGACCUUGCUGUUUUACAUAGGUGGACACUUAGUACGAGACAAUGAACACCCAGACCAUUCUAGUCGUGAACUAUCAAAGAUAUUAGCAAAACUUGAAAGGUUAAAACAGCAAAAUGAAGACUUACGACGAAUGGCAGAGUCUCUCAGGAUACCAGAAGGUCCUAUUGAUCAGGGCCCUGCUGCAGGAAGAGUUCAUGCUUUAGAAGAACAGCUAAUAAAGGCCAAAGAACAGAUAGAAAAUUAUAAGCAACAAACAGGAGAUGUGGGCUUAGGAAAAGAUCAUGAAAUAUUGAGGAGGCGGAUUGAAAAUGGAGCCAAGGAGCUUUGGUUUUUUCUCCAGAGCGAAUUGAAGAAACUUAAAAUAUUAGAAGGAAGUGAACUCCAAAGGCAUAUUGAUGAACUUGUAUCUGACUUGGGUAAUCAUGAAAGGUCAAUAAUGACAGAUUUGUACUACCUCAGUCAAAUAGAUGGAGCAGGUGAUUGGCGAGAAAAAGAAGCCAAAGAUUUGACAGAGCUGGUACAGAGGAGAAUAACUUAUCUUCAGAACCCUAAGGAUUGUAGCAAAGCCAAGAAACUAGUUUGUAAUAUCAACAAAGGCUGUGGUUAUGGUUGCCAACUUCAUCAUGUAGUCUACUGCUUCAUGAUUGCAUAUGGUACUCAAAGGACACUAAUUUUGGAGUCUCAGAACUGGCGAUAUGCUACUGGAGGCUGGGAGACUGUUUUUAGGCCAGUGAGUGAGACAUGCACAGACAGAUCAGGAAGUACUACUGGGCACUGGUCAGGUGAGGCAAAUGAUAAAGAGGUUCAAGUAAUAGAGCUACCCAUAGUUGACAGUCUACAUCCACGGCCUCCAUAUUUGCCAUUGGCUAUCCCAGAAGACUUGGCUGACAGGUUGAUUCGUGUCCAUGGGGAUCCUGCCGUAUGGUGGGUCUCACAGUUUGUCAAAUACCUGAUCCGUCCACAGCCUUGGUUAGAAAAGGAAAUAGAAGAAGCUACAAGGAAACUUGGCUUUAAACAUCCAGUUAUUGGUAUUCAUGUGCGAAGAACAGACAAAGUGGGAACUGAAGCAGCAUUUCAUCCCAUUGAAGAAUAUAUGGUACAUGUUGAAGAACGUUUCCAGCUUCUCUCCCGCAGAAUGCAUAUUGACAAAAAACGAGUCUAUUUGGCUACAGAUGAUCCUUCAUUAUUGCAAGAGGCAAAAUCCAAGUAUCCAAAUUAUGAGUUUAUUAGUGACAACUCCAUUUCGUGGUCAGCGGGUCUCCAUAAUCGGUACACAGAAAACUCUCUACGGGGUGUUAUUCUGGAUAUACACUUUUUGUCUCAGGCAGACUUCCUUGUCUGCACAUUUUCUUCACAGGUUUGUCGAGUUGCCUAUGAAAUCAUGCAGACAUUGCAUCCAGAUGCAUCAGCCUUUUUUCACUCUUUAGAUGAUAUCUAUUAUUUUGGGGGACAAAAUGCUCAUAACCAGAUUGCCAUUUAUGCUCAUCAUCCCCGAACUGCUGAUGAAAUUCCUAUGGAACCUGGAGAUAUAAUUGGUGUUGCUGGAAACCACUGGGAUGGUUACUCCAAAGGCAUCAAUAGAAAAUUAGGAAAAACAGGCUUAUACCCCUCCUACAAAGUAAAAGAGAAAAUUGAGACAGUCAAGUACCCCACAUAUCAAGAGGCUGACAAAUAAAGACAAUCAGGACAGUUCGCAGUAACACUCACUUUGAAGCUAUUUCAACCAACCAUACUGUUGGCUUUUGUGGGAUAUGAAUUUGCAUUUUAACAUACAGUUAAAAUGAAAGCCUUUUAUCAUUCGGACUGGAUAUACAGCUUGGAACAAUUCAAUGGGCCAUGGUUUGGACUUCUUUUGUUACAUGCACUUGCACUCAUGCACACUGAUACACAUUCAACAGGGAACCUGUUGUUUUAUACUGUUCGUCUCUCUGAGGACAUGUCCCUCCCAUGAGUCAUAUAUGAGCCUUGGGCUCAGUUCUUUGCCAUUAAUAGACUAUAAUAAGACUUUUAACACUGCUGCAUUGUGUAAUUUGAGUGACAUGAGCAUAUUUUGUAUGUGCAGAAUUUAAAACAUGGUGCCUCUCUUUGAAAGAUCCAGUGACCUUUUAGAAGAGCCAUGCCUAGUUCUGUUGAUGGGUAAGAGUUGUACUUGCCUUUAACUGAUGGUGUUGUUAUGACCACUGAAUAUGCUCCAACCAACAGAUUCAAAACUCAGUCUAGACCUUUCUUUAUAGGAGUUUUGUUAGCAAUUUCAUUGAUUAGUUCAUCUCAUCAUUAAUAAAGAGUACAUCCAACAAUAAAAUAAUUGUCUGAUAGGAACUUUUGUAAAACAAUGCCAUGAACAGAUUCUUUGGUACUGUUUCUGGACAUUGUCUUUGAUAACAAAAAAUAAAUUCAAAAAAGAA